AUAAAGUUAUGUAUAAAGUUUAUGUAUAAAGUUAUGUAUAAAGGUAUAAACCCGUUCACCCCAAGAACGUUCCAUUGUCAUUCUUUGGUCUCACUGAAUCCAUGGUGAACUUGCCAGGGGUUGAAACCUAUUCCUCGCAGAAAUGAUGGCUUCGUAGGUGAGAAAAUUUCUCCCAGACACACUUUUACACACAAGCACGUACCAAACGCUUAACGGUCACAGCCACCCAAUGGCCAACGGUCACCCAGCAACAGCGUGCACACAGCACAGCCACCGAUGGCCGCGACCCCGCCGCGUCGAGCCCGCGAUGGUUCCUAACGCACGCACUCUCGCACUCCCGCGGCCCGUCCACCCGAAACAUCGCGAGAUCCGGCCUUGCGGUUUAGCUCCGGAGCUUUACGCCUAGACACUACGUUUCCCAGAAGAGACUGCGGCGCUGGCCCAAUCGCGGCGCAGCAUCGGUGGUACUAUAUGCGCCUGCGCCAUCUUCCGGCUCCGGGCGGCGAGUCCGCCGUUACUGAGGAGGAGGCGCCCCCCGGGUUGGCGGGGGGGGCGCGGCCGCGGUGGCACCCGUACCCGAAGAGGCGGCGGGUGAGGGGUUCCGGAACUUGCCGGGCGUUCCGGGGGUCGGUGCAGGAGCGGGUGCCGCGGCUGGGCGGGUCUCGGGCCUGGGAAGAACCCGGACGCCUCGCCGCGGGGUCGGUUGCGGCUCUUCCGGCUCUGGACUAUACUUCCCAUCGGCCUCCGCGGCUUGCCCCCUAGCGUCCUCUUCACGCGGCCAAGCUCGCAGCCGGGUCCACGGGCCCCUUAGCUCCGCCGCCUCGGGACUCCGCCCCUCUGGGGGGACAGACCAGGAGGAGGGCCCACCAACCCGUGACAUUCUGAAAGUCAUGUCCCGUGGGUCAGACUCGUUCGGGGACGUGGCCGUAGUCUUCUCCCAAGAAGAAUGGGAGUGGCUGGCACCUGCUCAGAGGGCUUUGUACAGAGACGUGAUGUUGGAGACCUAUAGCAACCUGGUGUCCCUGGGUCUGGCCAUUUCCAAACCUGACGUGAUCUCCUUCCUGGAGCAAGGCAGAGAGCCCUGGACGGUGGAGAUGGCAGCGGCAGGCGGCACGCGCCCCGAUGUUCAGUGGCUGUGUUGUGGCUCGUGGCGGCUGUGCUGGACAGCAGUGCAGAGCGUUCCCAUCACUGCAUAAAGUCCAGCCGGCCGGCACAGAUCAUCUCCGCCUCAGCUUCCCCCUUAGACUCAGGUGCCUCACCCACCUGCCUUCUCCUCGUGGCCCCUCGGAUGCGCUCUGGGCACUUGGAACCUGACAAGUCCGAAGAGAAGUCCCUGAUCCUCCCUAGUAAAUCUGCCCUUCCCCUGUGCUGCAUGUGAUAGGGAA
This is a messenger RNA of Manis javanica (Malayan pangolin), 1385 nucleotides long. It is a transcript of the gene ZNF582, whose product is annotated as zinc finger protein 582. Gene Ontology annotation, cellular component: nucleus. The record is from RefSeq and is a predicted model, not a curated record. Gene Ontology annotation, biological process: regulation of DNA-templated transcription. NCBI's taxonomy places the organism in Eukaryota, Metazoa, Chordata, Mammalia, Pholidota, Manidae.